AUGGAUGUCAAAGGAAAGAAAGAACUGGAUAAAGAUUCAAACAAAAAUCAAUCAACAAGUACAGAAAAGAUUAAUCCAGUUGAAAAAACUCUGAUAUCUAAUAAUAUAAAGGUCAGAUUCCUGACAUAUAUAAUAUACUCACUAUAA
Messenger RNA from Acaulospora colombiana, 147 nucleotides. The record is from the annotation of a GenBank genome assembly. Lineage: Eukaryota; Fungi; Glomeromycota; Glomeromycetes; Diversisporales; Acaulosporaceae.